AUGCAGUUCAAGGACAUCGUUCUCUUCCUCGCUGCGGCAGGUUCUGCGGUGACUGCUCUUCCCGCUCCAGAGGCCGAGGCUCAAGACACUCCUGUCCGCCGUGCGGAACAGGCGGAGCAGGGCGAGGCAGGCAAGCAGGGUGAUCAGUUCGUCAACCCAGCUCUCAACGGCCUCUACCCAGGCGCCAACCUCGGCUUCCAAGGCCUCCAAAACUUCCAGGACCCUCGCCUCCAGGGGUUCCAGAAUUUCCAGGAUCCUCGCUUGUUCGGAAACCCAUUCUUUAACAACUUCAAGCGCGACGUCGAGGCGGAGUACAACCCUCUCGCCCGUCGUGCUGAGCAGGCCGAGGCGGCGAAGCAGGGCAAGCAAAUCUUCCCUGGCUUUGGCAACCAAGGGCUCGGUAACCAGUGGGGCAACCAAGGUCUCGGCAACAAUGGUCUCGUUGCUGGCGGUGGUGGCGGAGGCGUCAUCCUCGGAGGAGGCAACAACGGCUUCGGCAACAAUGGCUUCGGCAACCCCGGUUUCUUCCCCAACCGCUUCAACCAGCUCAAUGGCUUCCCAGGCCAGUUCGGCAACAACUUCGGCAACAACAACCCCUUCGACUUCUUCAACUAG
Zasmidium cellare ATCC 36951 is the source of this 615-nucleotide messenger RNA. RefSeq lists its product as uncharacterized. NCBI's taxonomy places the organism in Eukaryota, Fungi, Ascomycota, Dothideomycetes, Mycosphaerellales, Mycosphaerellaceae. The record is from RefSeq and is a predicted model, not a curated record. The coding region runs from base 1 to 615 and encodes 204 amino acids. The transcript is spliced from 5 exons.